This is a messenger RNA of Protopterus annectens (West African lungfish), 10333 nucleotides long. Its product is annotated as ADP-ribosylation factor 6-like. The coding region runs from base 547 to 1074 and encodes 175 amino acids. The transcript has 2 exons. Gene Ontology annotation, molecular function: GTPase activity; GTP binding. Gene Ontology annotation, cellular component: cytoplasm. Gene Ontology annotation, biological process: vesicle-mediated transport; intracellular protein transport. The record is from RefSeq and is a predicted model, not a curated record. NCBI's taxonomy places the organism in Eukaryota, Metazoa, Chordata, Ceratodontiformes, Protopteridae.
ACCGGAAAGAGAAUUAAGAUUUCAUUGAACUAAGUCUAAGGCCAAAUGACAGCGCCUCUCCUUAUUGACGUAAAGCGCAUGCUCAUACGUUUGCGUGUAAAGCGAAGAAGAAAAAUCUCCACCCGUACUCUUUCGUAGACUAAGGACAGCGGGUAUCUGAAACCGGGGAAGCUAAAUCGCCGGUUUUUGUGUCAGUGUCGAUUGUGCUAUCUAGCUGGCGUACAGUGGGUGCGUCUGCCUUUCUCUGUUAAUAGUCUUUACAGAUGACCAGAGGGUUACAAUAUCCUGCCAUGGGGAGCUGAUCAGGAACCAGAUCUGUGAGAAGAUUAACCGAGACUGGGAGAACGAGGGGUGGUCCGGGACCGAGAGGUGACUUCCGACGGUAGUCGUUGGCUGUACAGCUCUUACAGCAAGGGACACCAUAGUAAGAAAGCAGGGACGGCCUGCUGAACGAGUUAUCAGCAAGCCUAUCCUCCAUCCUCUUUGGGCCGUGACCGCUGUUUCAUUUUGUUGCAGUCGUAUGGAAGAUACUUUUUAUACGUAAAAAUGGGGAAAAUGCUGUCAAAGAUCUUUGGCAAUAAGGAGAUGCGGAUAUUGAUGCUUGGCUUGGAUGCAGCAGGAAAGACCACAAUUUUGUACAAACUCAAACUAGGCCAGUCUGUUACUACUAUUCCCACCGUGGGAUUUAAUGUAGAAACAGUAACGUACAAGAAUGUCAAGUUCAACGUCUGGGAUGUAGGAGGGCAGGACAAAAUCCGGCCGUUGUGGAGGCACUAUUAUACUGGCACUCAGGGGUUAAUCUUUGUGGUUGACUGUGCUGAUCGGGACCGGAUAGAUGAGGCACGACAAGAGCUUCACAGAAUUAUCAAUGACCGUGAGAUGAGGGAUGCAAUCAUACUGAUAUUUGCCAAUAAACAGGAUCUCCCUGAUGCCAUGAAACCCCAUGAAAUACAAGAGAAACUGGGACUAACUCGUAUCAGGGACAGAAAUUGGUAUGUUCAGCCAUCCUGUGCCACCACUGGAGAUGGACUGUAUGAAGGCCUCAUGUGGCUGACUUCCAACUAUAAAUCCUAAUUUUCAUAGUAAAACAGACUUUUAAUCAUUUAAAUAGAAUAUAUGAUUGCAAAAAAAAAAAAAAAACAUUAACUUGUGGCAUGAAGUUAUGGCACCUUGGCACUGAUUAAUGCUAGUCAACUUGUUCUUGUCAGUGGGUCAUGAACUUCCCAUGUUUAGCGGCAUAUGUUGCUCGCGUGAAAAACCUAGACUUUUAAAAGUAUUAUGUUUUAUUGUAUAUUUCUCAAGAUUUGGGGAAAAAUCCAUCAUUAAAGUGAAAUAUAGGAUGCUACGGGUGAUUGAGCCAUAUUUUACACCUCAUUUUGCAUAACUAUGGUCAAAUCUGCAGGCUCUUAUUUGCAGGUGGUAGAUGGCUAGUUAUAUCUGUUACACUCUGAAGUGUUAAUAGUGUUCAGUCUGACUCUCGGUGGUUGUUAUGAUUCAUUUUUUUUUUCUAAUCGAAGCCAAAUGUUUUGGUGCCCUAAACCACUGUUUUUCUGUAGACUGAGGGAGUUGUCUAACGAGUUCUAUUACUUGUUAAUGCAGUGACUAUCUGGAAGACAGUCAGUGGAAUUGGUCAGCUUUUUACUAUUAUUAAUUUAUUCAAGCCAUGUAUUUUUUGUGUAUUUUUAUUAUGAUAUGAAGAUGAGCUUAAUUCGCAUCCUUCAAGAAAGAAAAUUAUUCAGCAUGAUUUUGCAUUGGAGAACCAGUGAUGCUUUGAUUUGAUUGUCUAAUGAUUUGUUCUUCCUUUUUAUAUAACCAUCUGUCAUCGUACAGUGAUUUAAAAUACCUGCUAGUAGUUUUUUACAUAACUUGUACAACCCCUAUAAGGUAUAUAUAUGCUGUAGUACAAAUAGCAUAUUAGAUCUCUCGCACAGAAGCUAAAAUGUAAGGCCAUGCUUUGGCAGUUUGGAAGACACUUGAGUUUAGCAGGCGAACAUUUUAGUUUGGAAGACACUUUGAGUUUAGCAGGCUGACUUAAGUGUUUUAUUUGAACAUUUUAGUUAUUUGGAUGUACUUUAUCUGUACUUUUUCCUGCUAAUGCACAAUGCAUCUAUCGCAUAAGAAAUCUCAUACUGCUGUAAAGAUAUCCCCUUAUCAUACUAAGCUUGUAAUUUAAUAUUUUAUGUUGACUAAGCACUCUGGACUAGAAAUUGUCCGCUGACGAUUUGAUCAUUGGGAACUACCCCUUCCCUGAACUUUAUAGUUUUUAAUUGUGAUCAGGAAGCAUUUCUGAUAUCCUAUAUUUAUGGUACUAUUAUUUUUUUGAUGCGGGUGAGUUCUCCAAAGGUGCACUGUACUGAAAUGGGUUACCAGAAGUUUCAUCAUCUCUCCCUUAUUCCUACUAUUCUGAUGCAGCAUAUGGUGUUAUUAAUGUAAUGUCUGAUUAUACCGUGUCAUUUAUUUUGUCAGUUUUGUUGGAGAUCUUACCACACUGGUAAGAAGUAAAACCUGUGUGAUGUAUAUGCGUCUUGUUGCAGGCAGGAUAUCAUUAUUCCAGAAAAUGUAGCAGAGGGAAUCUUAGGAUCUGCCUAUGGAGAAUUCAGUCUCUGUUAACCUUCAGGACUUGGCAUGCAGCGUGCCCUCAGAUUGACAAAUAAGUCUUUAGUAGACUCUUUGCAUUUCACUUUGCUGUGUUCCCCUGCACUCCACACCUCCAUUUAUUUUCUUCUGCUAAAUGCAUUUGAUUGGAUUUGCAUGACUCCAGACUACUCUGGAUACAAUUUGAGAGAGCCCUGACUAGGGCCCAGGUGUUGAAAAGUUUGAAUAGCGGCUUGCAUGCCUGUUGCAGCUGGAAUGGGGAGGAGAGGAAUGACCAGGUUGAAGCCCCCCUGCUGGAGAUGUGGGAUCAUGUGGAGAUGUUUGUCUAUUAGAAAGGAGCAACACAACUUGAUCGUGUUACAUGGAGGUGUGGCAUACAUUGUAAAGGGCCAUUGCUUGCUAACCCCUUUGAAGUGAGUGAGUGAGCAUGCACAGGUGAAGGACUAUAUAUCAUCAUUGUGAAGGGAUCACUUCUAGUAUGCCCAACCCUAAUGCUCAAGGAAUGAAUGAACCAUAAGACUUGCUGCUGGGGAAAGAAUUGGUCCAUCGAGCCUGGGGAGAGGGAUCAACUUGAUGCCCUGAGGAAGAUUGGAUCAAAAAGAAAAUGAGCCCUUUUAUUUUCUCUUCAGGUGUUGUGACAUCUGUUCCUCUGACGUUUAGGGAAUCUCCAUCUCCCUACACUGGUUAGUCUUAUGCUGCCUGCAGGUGGGCUUCUGUUGACCUACCCUGCAUAGACUGCUUGCCUGCCUCAUCCAUGCCCCUUGCAGAGGUUCCUGUGUUGGCUCUGUCUGCCAUUGUAUUAGCUUCCUUAAUAUUUCCUUUGGUUCUAGCAGACACCCUGGUAUUAGAUUGAGUGGUGUCUGUUUGGCUAACACCACAGCUCUAGCCGAUUGUUUGGCGUACCAGUGAUGGCUAUACCUUCACCUGGUCUCCCAAUGUUGGAUGGCCUGUUUCUUUGACUGAAGCACAUAUCUUUGAAGGUAUCUACUUUUGCAAUAGAGAUCAACAGCCUCUGUUUGAAAAAUAGUGCAUGUUGCGUUCAAGCAAAGACCUGAACUGACAAUGUUUAAGAUUUUCUUUUGAUAGUUCUAUUUAAAAGCGGCAAUACAGCAUACUCGUACACCACUGAACAGAAUACAAACUUUUAUUAAAGGAAUUUAGUGCUUUUUUCCAUCAAAGCAGGACUUUUUCAGAAUACGUCAAACGCCAACUAUUGCCUCAAUUCAUACAUGUGUUUUUAAUUAAAUAAUAAACAUAAUUACUAAGGGUUGCAAAAUUUAAAAAUACAAAAGCCAAAUACUAAACCAUAUCAAACUAUUAGUUCGUAAAUACCAUGGGUUUUAAAUACCAUUCACAAUCCAGCCUUAAUAACAAAAAAAAAAUAGAAAGUGGAUUUUAAAAUACAUUUUAAAACUAAUUUAAAACACUGUAUUUUCAAAAUCACCAUUCAUCAAAUAUACUCUAUAAAAAUGUUCCCAACCAGCUAUGUAAAAUGUGCUUUAUAAUUUAAGGCUGUAAGGAAAUAUGCUCGUUUAAACCUGGGGUAUAUGAAGCCUUUGAUUUUAAGUUUCCACUUCACUUCUUUAAGGUCUGUGUUUAAGAAAGAGGAUAUAUGAACAUUUUAUAUGAUUUACAGAAACAAAGUGAUAAAAAUGCCCUUUGCAAACACUCCAGAGUUUGUGUGAAUUUAUCUAUUAUACCAAAUAUAAAUUUAGUAAAAGUUCUCAAAAAUCCUAGGGGAUGCAACUGGAAAAGGGUCCUGCUUUGAUGGACAAAAGUGCUAAAUUCCUAAUUUUUGUAUUUUGGUUACUGGUGUAUGAGUACUUUGUAUUGCCACUUUUGAAUUGUUUUUAUGCUUUUCUUUUGAGCUUAACUGUGUUUGUUUGUAGUAUUUUUCUAAAAUGGUGAUUGAAAUGUUUCAUCAUCUACUUCUUUUAGAUUGCUGAUGGAGAAUACUCUUAAGAUUACGGCUUCUUUCUUUUCUUGUUCAUCUGGAGGGUUGCAGUGCUCCAGAAACCCCCUUUCCUUGUUUCUCUAUCUUCAUCAGUUUAAAGUUAUCCACAAGGGCGGAAAUAAACAGGUUGAACAAAGUAAAGUGCACAGUGUGUUUAGAUGAAAGAUCAGUCAUCUGUAGUGAAUGGCUGAAGAGUUCCAACAAAAUGAUUCAGAGAGUGAUGGUGGAGUCCAUAGACUGUAAUGGCUCAAUAUGGGUAGCAGUGAUUAGCUGUGUGCCUAAAAGAUGUAUAAGCACUUUGAAUGAUUGAAUGUCAGAAGUUCUCUGGAAAAACUUGAAAGAUUACAGAAAGGUACUAGAGAGCUGCAAAAGUUAAUGAAGUAGUUGUUGGAAAUAUGUUGAGUAUUUUGUCAGGCAUGACCUAUGGUUGACAAAUUUCCAUGGGAUUCUUUCAGCAAAACUGUAGUUGUCAUGGCAACAAGUUCUGGAUAUGUGAAGGGAUCUAGCCUGUGACAGCAGGGCAGAUGGAUUUAUCCAAAAUUUGGCACUUUGCUGUUAGGCGACUCUCAAGUCGCACAGAAAAUAAAAGGAUCUGAUUCAGUUUGCAUACAGUGGUCUUCUCUGACUUCAACACUGUGUGUGCCUGCUGCUGAAUUGAAUGGAGGCUGUCACUGUCAAUGGUUCGUUAGCUGAGGCCGUAGGAUCUCAGUUUGGUGUUUACAAAAAAAAUAGGAUAUGGAGUUUAAAACUGACAUACUAAACUAAAAUUAUCUGAGUUUUUGUGUUAUAUAUAUUUGAUACUACUAGUUGUGGUGUGAAGAUUAGCACUCCCUUGGCGUAGCUGUUAAGUCACCCACUGCACUAGCUCAAGUCACUUCACUGCAACUGAUGAAUUGGGACUGAAGUAAAGCUUUAGUAGCUUGUUUGUCAGUUUUUUGAUGUCUGUGUGCUGUUUGAUAAGGAGCUGAUUACUAGUGAAAGGACCUACCAACAUAAAUGAUGUGUUUUUGUACUUAUUGGUUGAACAUGUUUUCACCGUGAAACUUUUUUGUGGUUAAACUGAUGGGUCUGAUAGGUCUAAAAAUUGCUCUAGUGUUGCUUUUGUAGCGUUUGGCUACCAGGGAAGACGGCAGCAAUUAAGCCCCUUGGCUGUAAUGGCUUGGGAGUCUUGUAAUAAUUUAUUCAACAGUUUGGGCAUUACCUCAUAGCAAUGUGGUAAGCUUUCUGGUAGGCAAGCAAAUGUAGUUUGUUGCACCUGGUAAGAUGCCUAUUUUUGGCAUCUUACAAUUAAGUACUCACAAUUUUAUGAGAGAAACAGAGGCACCUGUCAAGCUCAAGUUGACAUAAACAAAUGAUAGCUGUGACUACACAGAGAAAGUUGCAGGCCUCCUAACAUUUUUUAAAUAUAUACAACUUAUGGAAAAAUGUUGACAGUUACUCGAGUGUGGUCUGCAUCUCAGCCAGUAUUGUAUGUUUUUUGUGACUUCUGUAUAACUUAUGGAAAGUACUUCACACACAUUUCUUAUCUCUACCCUUGUGGAACCAGCAUGAAGGUCUCUUUAUGUGCACAUUUAAGGGGGGGACUGUAACUGCUUUCUGGCUUGCAUAUUCUAGAAGAAUGUACAGCAACAUCUGAUUUGUACUAAUGGCUAUCAGAUGCUGUUCACAUCUGUAUCCCUCUCUUGAUCUUGAAGUGUAACCUCUGAAACCUUGCUUGCUUUAGAAGUAUUUUCUGCUCUGUAUGUUCUUAAAAUAGUCCAUUUUUAUAGUAAGAGUUAGAGGUACAGUUUUGUCAUUGUGCAUGGGUGGUGCUAUGCUGUGUAAUGUACUUGUCCAGUGUGAAAGUGUUCUUUUUCUGAGGGACAAGUUUUGUGUUGUCAUGGCUGGAAAUCCCCUUUUGAUAACUGAAGAAUCUGUGCCUGCUUUGGGAUUUGUAUUUUUUUUUUCAGGAUAUCAAAGUGAAGGCUUAAGAUACUAUAGAUAGUCUUUAUAAUUUAAAUUUAAUCAGUUUAUUAAUCUGAUGAGCAAAAAAGUGUUUUUCAGACCCUAGCAGCAAAGGCAAAUGCAAUAUGUGUGUGUGUCACACUACACAAGUGUUAAUUUGAAGGGAUUUAGCUCAUCUAUUUCAUUUCACAAAAAUUGAAUCUGUUGGUUGGUGUCUCGCAUAGAAAAUAAUUGCAAGUGCAUUUUCUGUUUCUAUACCAGCAGUGAUUGUGUGUGCGUUUGUGUGUGGGGUCUAUCCCCCCAUUAUGGCUAGAGAAGGGCUUACUUCCCUGUAGAAAAUGUCUUUGAAAGUUGUUUUGACAAGCUGAAACUCUAGAUUUUGUCCGCCUUCUAACUUGGAGAAAUGUAUGGAAAGUGCAUCUGUAUGUUUUAGGUGGUAACAUGUGCAGAAGGGGUUACCUUCCUGCAGAUGUUCUGACAAGCUUUUUUUUUGUUAUCUAAUUUGUGGAAAUGUAGGGAGUGUGUGUGUGUACAUUUUAUACAAAAUGUGUGUAUUUAUAAUCCACACACCCAUGAAAUAAUGUUUGUGAUGUACAGGUGUGUAUGUGUUUGUGGACAUAAGCCAGUCAGCCAGCAUGUUUUUAUGAUUUUUGAUGAAAGUGGAGUACACAGAACCAUUGCAAACACAGGGAGGGCAUGCAUGCUCCACACACACUGAGUUGAGGUUAAGAUUGAACCUUGGACCUUGGAGCUUUUAGGUAGAUGUCCUACUACUGACCUGCUGUACUAGACUUCUCUGUCAUGGUAAAUGUCAUCCCAUGCUGUGGUGUAUAUUAUUAGAACUGAUCAACUAAUUCUUUGAUUACCUUAUAAAUGGUGUUUAAGGCAUUUCAUAACCAAGAUGCAGUUUACAUUAUUUGGGCGUUGCCUUAGUUUCAGUGUUUGUACUGUGACCCAAAGUACUACUUAAUGCAUCAAAUCUGUACUUCUCUGACACGUAUAGAAAUGCAGGAAAAUGGAUCAGAGAUGUACUAAAUACUAGACACUGGUUACCACUGUUAGGCUACCUUAAUAGUCAAUAUUCUUCCAUAUUAAUCCCAUUAUUUGGUUGUCUUUGUGUGCAUUUUAUAUUUCUUGGUGAGAGGAGAUCAGCGUCACACUCUGGUAGAUCUUACGUAGGAUUUAAAGAGUGAUUAGUAUUUAUGAGAUUCCAUUUUAUGUACUGCAAAAGGUAUUACUUCAGAAGAUUUCAUCAUUAGGUUGCUGAUGUUUUCUUCAGCGCCACCCAUAUUUAGGCUGAGCUUCUUCUGUGACCAAUAGUAGACACUGUAGAGUUGGGCUUGUGGUGUACCACUUGUUAAUACAGUGUUUUGAAACUUUCCCCGGAUAGUGCAUAUGCUUCCUUUUGGAGAACUUGUUGCACGCAAGUUUUUAAAUGCCCAGUUUUGGCAUUGAGUUAAACCCUUCUUUUUUGCAGCUAGGUGUACUGUGUGCACAAUAACCCUGCUUUCGAUAACUUUGUGAAGACUGGGGAGCAACGUUUGCAAAUUGGAGCUUUUUUAAUAAAGCAGUUAUUGGUCUUGAUCUAUUAAUACUAAUUUUCUGAUUAUAUACAGUUAUCUAUUAUUUCUUUUGUUACAGCGCUAAUGCUUUUUUGACAGUUACUCACUUGAUCCCAUUUUAAGGCAAUUUUCAUGGAAGAGGAAGAUGAACAGCUGGUUCCAAGUUUCAGGGAAGCUGGUGCUUUAAGUCUUCCUGGUAAUUUUAGCAGUUCAGUUGUAUUGUGCCUUACUUCUGUCGAGUUCCUUAAAAUUUCCCAGCAUUUGAUCUGCACUUCUCAGCCAAAAUCUCAUGUUUUUGUUUUCCUUCCCUUGUGAAUGCCGUUUGUUGAUUAGAGUAAAACCUUAGUGGGGGUUGAAUUACUACUACUGAAAAUACACGUUUUAUAAGUAAUUGGAUCAUUGCUACACACACACUGUUUACAACACAAUAUGUGUUGUGUGUGUGUGUGUGUGUGUGUGUGUGUGUGUGUGUGUGUGUGUGUGUGUAUAUAUAUAUAUAUAUAUAUAUAUAUAUAUAUAUAUAUAUAUAUAUAUAAUAUAUAUAUAUAAUUGUACUCUAGUGACCUUACAGGAAUGUGAAUAUCUGUCUUAAAACUUUACAGUUUAUUUGGAAGGUACAGUCACAACUGCCAUACAGCUUGUUGUAAUGUUAACAUGUUUGUACAAUACAUAUCCACCUGCCCCGCUACAGGCAUUACGAAACAAGUUUUUAACUGUAGAUAUGAGUGGAGACCAUGCUAGCUUUCAGCUCUUAUGGAUAUACUGCCCAAAUUACAUUCCUAGAACUUCCAUUCAUCUUUCCAAAUGGGACAGUACAAUACGUGGGCAGAGCUCUUUCUGGAAUCAAUUUCUGGAGCAGUUAUCUGUUUUUGCAGUUUAUGAACUGAAGCUGUAUAUUGGAUUACAAAGAUUUUAUGUUCUUUUUUUAACGGUGACCAUUCAUUUUUACUGCGUCUUUAUGACCCUUAAGUGGCUAACCUCCUUACAUUAAUUAAUUUUUCUUUUUCUGGGUCAGCUAGGUCCCAUAUGUAACAAUUUUCUGCCCUACCAAAACGCACUAUGUGAAGAAGUGCCAUAGUCAAAACUACUUUGUUUUGUUUUCUUUAUCCAGGUCUGUUUUCUGCAGAUGCUUGUGAUACCAACCACAUGAAUGCUUGGUGACUCUCUUCCUAAGGUUUUCCACUGUUUCUCAGUUGAGGCUUUUGAUGGCUGUAUGUCUUUUCAGAGAACAGUAUUGUAGAAUUUUGCAAAGACAUACCGUGUUACUUGCAUUACAUGUUGUAGCUGCAGUGUUGUAUCUUACCAGGCCAUUAGACUUUACCACCUAUCUUUUAAUAAUGCAAAUUUUAGAUAUUCAUAUGUGUAAGCUUCCUGAGGGUAUUUGUUUGGGUACAUUUACGUCUAUCCUUGAACAAUCUGUCAUUUUUGGUCAGGGUUAUUUUAAUUUAAUGCAUCAUAUAUUGUCUUGGUUUUGGCUGUGAUAAGGUGAUCUGGCCUUUAGCCCAAGCAGAGCAGUUAUGCCUUUUUGAGACCAAAUCAGUGUGUAAGAAUGAAUUGGCAUAGAACUGUUAGUGUGUGACUCUCCUUGUGUAUUAAAUUGUAAUGCAUAUUUAUGAACACCCAUUUCAAGGGCACCCACAUGUUUGCUGCUCGUGACUGAGUGAGCAUCUUAAUGCGCAAAUGCUGGAAGUGAGCACUGCAGUAUUAAAAGUGCUCCUUUGAUGUUUAGCGUGGAAACCAGUUGUGGAAGGAGGUACUGCUUAGUGCAGGCCAAGAGAAAAUAAAAAUAAUAAUAAAAAGACAAACUGUUGAAAAAAUAAUGGUUUUAAGCAUUGUUUGGUGACUGCUCUCAGAUGUUUUAAGCUUUUAAAGAACAAGGUACUUAGGAAGUGUACUUAAAAAUGUAGGAAAUUGUUAAAUUGCACAGUUAUUUUUCUAAUGAUAUGCAUAUGCAAUGUACAUGUAACAUGGCUGUUUUUUUAGUAUAUCCUAUUUUUGUAGUAUCAUUGUACAAUGGAAGAAUGGUGGAAGAAUCAUCAGUUUAAUUUAAAAUGCAUUUUGCUUUUCACUCAUGAUUACUAAAAUGUUUUAAUGAUGAAGUAUUCUGGUUUAAUUUAUAAACAGAAUUAUGCUUGACUUUUUCCGCAGUUGUAUAUACAGCAUAGAACAAUAUUAUUUUCUUAUUUUUUAAGCAGUUGAAUGAAAACUAAUGUUAUAAAGAAGCUGAUGGAUUUAAACCUGGCAUUUAAAUUGCAAUAAAAGCAGCAAGUCCAUUUUA